This is a messenger RNA of Pocillopora verrucosa, 1581 nucleotides long. RefSeq names its product AN1-type zinc finger protein 1. Lineage: Eukaryota; Metazoa; Cnidaria; Anthozoa; Scleractinia; Pocilloporidae. Gene Ontology annotation, cellular component: cytoplasm. The record is from RefSeq and is a predicted model, not a curated record. Gene Ontology annotation, molecular function: zinc ion binding.
UGAGUAAAAGCGUGGUUACGAAGCUAUUUCAACAUGGCGGAUUUUUAGUGAAACUUGGAGAUUUGCAAACUCUUACAAAUUUAGUCUGUUUAAAAUGGCAGAAUUCCCUGACUUUGGAAAGCAGUGUGAUGUUGAGAUUUGUAAGCAACUUGAUUUUCUUCCAUUUAUUUGUAAUGGAUGCUCUGGUACCUUUUGUUUAGAACAUCGCUCAAAGUCAUCACACAACUGCACUGUUGAUGAUCAAAAAUUUAAGGGAGAUCCAUCAAAGACUUCAGUUUCAAAUGGUUUCUUAGAGUGUUCACUGAAUGAGUGCAACAGUAGAGAGUUGGUUCCAGUGUUAUGUGAACAUUGUCACAAAAACUACUGCCUCAGGCAUAGGCAUCAGGUUGAUCACCAGUGCCCAGGUCUCCCUCAGAAACAACCCAGAGUGACUCCUGAACAAAGAAUACAACAAAUCAUUGGAAAAGAUCUUUGCAAAGAAAAGAAAGGUCGUGGGGGUGUGAGAAAUGAAAGCCGCGCAGCUAAAGUUGCUCUGAUGAAGAUGAAGAUGAAAGCUACUGGAGAUGGUUCAAUUCCUCAGGUUUGUCAGGAGGAACGAAUCUAUCUCAGAGUUCUCAUGCCUCUUGGUAAUAAAGAACGAGAAUAUCCAAUGUACUUCUCCAAGUACUGGACGGUGGGAAAAGUCAUCGACAAAAUUGCGGUCACUGCAAGACUGAAAAAUGAUAAUAACAAGGCAGUAGCAAAGAAGCUACGACUGUUUCACGGAAGUUCUGGAGACGUUCUAGACUUACAAAAUCCUUUGGAACAUUUUCAGACGCAAGAUGAUUGCCCAGUGUUGAGUGGAAGCACAGUUGUUUUAGAAUGUGUGGAUGAACAAUGCGCUCAACUUCUUACAAAUCGAGACAAAUAUCCCACGUGAACGUAAUAAACUUGUAAAACUUUCAAUCUGUGUGUUCAUAUGCAUCAUAUGUUCAAUCUGUGUGUCCUUCUGGACUUCUCUGUUGAGAUCGGUGAAACAUUGGUUCUACUUUAAGAAAGAAAAAUACGUUCUGAUGGGAAAAAAAGUCACAGUGAUUUACUAGUAUGGGUUGUAGGGAAUCACGAAACUAUUUGACACAAGAUGCAUCCGACAUAUGUCAUUAGUGUUGUAAUCAUCGAUUUAUUGCGUUCACGACUGAGCUAGGUACAUGCUGCAAUAACUACAUUUAGAAAGCAUAUUUAGAGCUAAUUUCCAGCGAUGCUGCAAAAAAAUUGAUUCAAUAUUACCUCUGUGUGGCCAUUAAUAGGGCUGAGUGUUUCAUUGUUAUCCUACCCUGAAUACAAUCAUGACUGUUAUCGUCGUCAUUAGUGUUGCUGUGAUUGUUGUUGUUGUCAUUAGUAUUGAUAUCAUUACCGUGAUUACUUUAUCAUUAUCAAUAAGAGGAUACUAUUUUGGCUGAACUAAAAUUGUAUUUAAUAUUUUCAGAACUCUCUUAGCUCAAUAACCGACGAGUUUUCCUCAGGGUGAAGGACAAAUUUCUUUUAAAACCACCGAAGCUGCUUUAAGGGAAUUUUCUUUGAACCGUUUGAGGAGUCGGGAUU